UCGGGACGUCAUAUGAAUAAGGUAUGGGUUUGGGUUUCCCCCCUUUCUCCCUGUUUUGCAGUCUUCUUCACAUACACACAUAUACGCACGCGUUCCUUAUACAUAGUGGAGUCGAUCAGCCGGUGGCUAGCUAAGAGAAGGGCUAAAAAAGGGAAUUGAAAAGUUGGUGGGCCCCGGAACAAACAAGACAGUUUGCGAGACACCUUUGAAAAUGUCUGAGGUCAAGAAGUAUGAGAUAACAGAGCCAUGGCUCAAAACCCACUGCGCCCUAGGCGAAGGCCCCUUCUGGGAAGAGGAUAGGAACAGCAUCCGCUUCCUCGACGUCGAAAAGCAAGCCGUCAUGCGUGUCGACCUCGCAAAGGGUCCCUCAAGCUUCAAGACCAUCAAAAACUACGAUAUCUCCAUUGGUUGCACCGCCGACAUCGAAGGCAACGACAGGGAAUUCAUCUUCGCCGGCAAGUACGGCUUCGGUAUCGCCAACAAAGAAACUGGCGAAUACCGCUGGCUGAAAAAAGUCUGGUCCUCCUCCGAAAUCAGCGCAAACAAGCACGAAAUCUUCCGUGGCAACGACGGCGCCGUGGAUUCCCAAGGUAGGUUCUGGGCAGGCUUCAUGUUCGACCCUCUGGUCUCGGACAUGCGAUCAGACGGCGCGGUAUUCCGUCUCAACCCCGACUUGAGUCUCGAUCGCCCCAUGGACGACAUCUGCAUUCCCAACGGCACGACGUGGAAUAAGCAGGACGACAUUUUGUAUUUUGCGGAUAGCCCGUCAAAGACAAUUUACCAGUUCGACUACGAUGCCAAGACGGGUGAGAUCAAGAACAGGCGGCCGUACUUUGUUAUGCCAGAGGAUAACCGGUAUGGAGAGGAUGCGGUACCGGAUGGUCAUUGUCUGGAUGAGGAGGGUUACAUGUGGACGGCGCUGCAUGGCGGGUCCUGCGUCCUGCGGAUUUCGCCCCAGGGCGAGAUCGUAGCAGAGAUCAAGGUGCCGACGAGCCAGCCGACGUGUCCUUGCUUUGUGGGCGAGGAGCUGUUCAUUACUAGUGCUGGUGGUACGAGCGGCGAGAAUGGCGGCCCCGUUGACGAGUUUGCUGGCUGUUGCUUUAAGAUUAAUGUGGGUUUACGGGGGCUCAAGAAGUUCAAGUUCAAGGGCGGAGACAAAAUUGAGGGUGGGAAGCUGAAUGGGCAGGUUGUUGCCGAGUAGAAGGGAAGCGAUUCUGGGAACGUUCUGUCCGUAGGCAUCUGAUGCCUCGAGAAAUCAGCGAUGUUACACAAGAAGAGGGUUGUCUCAAGCCACGC
Molecule: messenger RNA, 1296 nt
Organism: Bipolaris sorokiniana ND90Pr
Lineage: Eukaryota; Fungi; Ascomycota; Dothideomycetes; Pleosporales; Pleosporaceae
Exons: 2
Coding region: 212-1201 (329 amino acids)
Biological process (GO): L-ascorbic acid biosynthetic process
Molecular function (GO): gluconolactonase activity; calcium ion binding
Source: RefSeq, a predicted model, not a curated record